UAGCCUCUCAUCAAUAAUUUACACCAUGAUAGCCCUCCCGAAAACUUACAAGGCCUUCCGUCGCACGGUUGACACCACGCCCACCACACUCGAGCAAACCACCGAAGAGACUCCAGCAACACUUGGUCCAAACGAAGUCCUCAUCAAGAUUCAUGCAGUAUCUUUGAACUACAGAGAUGUAGCAAUGAUGCAUGGGAAGUACCCAGUUGAGGUCAUAGAUCACGGGGUCCCCGCCAGUGAUUGCGCAGCAGAAGUCAUGAAUGUUGAUUCUGAGGUCCAUGACUUCAAAGUUGGAGACCCAGUUGCUCCAAUCUUUGACAACUAUAAUUUCGACGGUUCAAGAGAUGAGACAGCAGUUUUAGGAGGUGAUAUAGAUGGUGUUUUGCGAGAAUACGCCGUGUUCCACCAGGACGUGUUGUAUCACCUUCCAAAGCAUCUUUCAUGGGAGGAGGCUUCAACCAUCACUUGCGCCGGUGUGACCGCAUGGACUGCUCUAGAUAUGCCGAGAAAUAAAGGAGCCGCUCUUCUUCAAGGCACGGGUGGGGUGAGCUCUUUCGCAUUGUUAAUAUGCUUAGGGGCAGGUAUAAAACCCAUCAUCACCUCUUCCUCGGACAAGAAACUCGACAUCGCAAAAGCAGCCGGAAAAGCGGGCGAAGUCGAAACAAUCAACUAUCGCACGUAUCCCAAGUGGGAAGAAGAGGCUAUCAAGCUCACGAACGGCCGCGGAGUUGACAUUGUGCUUGAUAAUGUGGGACCAACGCAAGCUACUCAGAGUCUCACUGCUCUCGCAAGAAGGGGUGUGUUUUCUUUGGUUGGAUUCUUAGGCGGUUUCAAAACGGAUCAGAUCCCAGAUCUGUUCUCUCCAACUCUGCAAAAGUCCUUGCUCAUAAAGGGAGUAGGGGUUGGUGACAAGAAAGACCACCAAGACCUUUGCGCCUUCUUGGAAGCGAAGAAAAUCAGUUUGAAAGGGAUUGUAGAUCCAGGCGUGUUUUCAUUCAAAGAUUCCCAGGCUGCAUUUGACGCACUCUAUGAUGGAACUAAGCACCAGGGUAAGAUUGUUAUCAAGAUCUAGGCUAUACUACUUCCAACAUAGACGGCAAGGUAGAGAUAUAAUCAG
Botrytis fragariae is the source of this 1117-nucleotide messenger RNA. RefSeq names its product putative alcohol dehydrogenase protein. Bases 26 to 1072 code for a protein of 348 amino acids. The transcript is spliced from 4 exons. Gene Ontology annotation, molecular function: oxidoreductase activity. The record is from RefSeq and is a predicted model, not a curated record. Lineage: Eukaryota; Fungi; Ascomycota; Leotiomycetes; Helotiales; Sclerotiniaceae.